GGGAAGAACAAGUGACUGUUGACAGCGAGUGAAGAUCUGGCGAAUUUUUUUCUAUACUUUUUUUUGACAUUUUCCCUGUGAAAGGAAGUUUAGAACUUGACAAAAAAAAAAUGACUGAGUGUCAGGGAGAGGACGAUGACGUGCUUGUGCAGGGUAACUCAGAUAUGACACCAGACACCACUGAGAAGGCUCUCUACAGCCUCGACGACACUGUCAGACAAAUUAGAAUUGCUGAACACAAACUUUACCAACAGAGAGUAAACUGUGCUAUGCUGACUGUGGAACUGUCAACUCUGCAUGAUCCCCUCAUGAGGGAGAUGUUCUCCAUGUGUGUACAAGGUGAAGAACAAGUGAAACAGAAAAUAGCUCAAGGUAUUGAAGCACAAAAAUAUUUAUCCCAGACUCUCCACACAAGUAUGCCACAGGACACGCAGCAAGAUCUGCCUCAAGACAUAAAUGAAUGUGUACAUGAGGAGCAGCAUGAACCUCACCAGGAACCAAAACUUCCUGAAUUACAUGAUACUCAGUCAGUAUCAACUAAUGAUGCACAGAGAAUUAAUGCAAGCCACACUAGAAGUCAGAACAAUGACUCUCUGGACUUAUUCGAACUUGCCAUAUCAGAUGGAGGUAUUCCUUCAGAAGGUUCCUCAAGCACAUCCUUCCAAAAAGAAACUCCAGUCUGUAAUCCAAAGGAAAAACAGAUUGAGGUGAUUGAUGCAGAAGCAGCAUCUGCCAGGCAGUCAACAACUAAUGGGGAUGUACCCAUGGAAUCUAUGUGUACAGAUUUUGGUUUGCAUAAUCCCAGUGAGGAUUCAGCCAAUAAUGAAAAAGAGUCUACUCCAGAUCAGCAUUAUGAUGAACAGACAUCUGGUAUGAUUAUCACUUUACAGCCUUGUCAUUCUGGCUUAUCCUUAGGUAUCUAAUCCAAACAUUAAUGUGUGAAGUAGGCAGGUGGUGCAAAUCACUGAAUGUAGAGGCAGUAUAUGAUUCAUGCAAAUAAACACCAUGGUAUUUAGCAUAACCAAACAUGCUUUCUUUUGUUUUCAGUUACCACAGGGAUUGUUUUUUUUUUUUUGUUUUUUUUUUUUGGUUUAAUGGAUUUCCUUCAUGUUCAGUUUGGAAAUUAAUUGAAUUUCAAUGAGCUCAUGGAAAAAAUCUUAGUGUAUUUUGAAAAUAUUGUGACUUUUCUGUUGAAAGUGAAGUACACUCUUGACAAGUUAUUGAAUGUCUGAAAUGAGAAUUUCAUUACGGGAUACUGUGCUCUACUAAUGAUAACGGAUUAAGCAGAUUUGUGUACCAAUUUUAUUCUGCACUCCAGUUUUGUGCUCUAGGAUUAUUGUUUUAUUUCUUUAAACUGCUCAGUUUAAUUGAACAAAUUGUAAUUUCUUAAUAACAUAAGAAAGAGAUUUUAAGUUAUAAUGUACAUUUAUGCCAGUUUGAUUUUAAGUUGUAGACUAGUCUCAUAGUCAUCUACA
This is a messenger RNA of Cherax quadricarinatus, 1475 nucleotides long. RefSeq lists its product as uncharacterized. The record is from RefSeq and is a predicted model, not a curated record. NCBI's taxonomy places the organism in Eukaryota, Metazoa, Arthropoda, Malacostraca, Decapoda, Parastacidae.